UAGGUUAGAAGAGUUUCACUAUGCUUUUACACUACAACAGACUGAGCUCGUGCUAGCUGGAAACCAUUUUAAUUCUGGUUCCAGUUAAGUUCAGUUCAGUUGUCUUUUAUGAUGUGUUGUAUAUUGGAUAAUGAUGAUGUGAGGAUGAUGAAGAGAUCUCCGCUGACACUGUCUUGCUUGUAUAAAGAAGGUUAUUACAAAGAAGUCCAGCAUCAAAUCAAGCACCGCAGUAGCCUGUGAGAGGAUCCGAGCCAAUAUGGAUUUCUCUCUCUAACAGCUCUAAACAUCAGUCUAUAUAAGUUAGUUGUCUUCAUGAUCUCUAGCAAGACGUCUGGACCUCACUUAUUGAUCUCAGAGUGGAGGGAAGGGAGAAUAUUUAUGUUCACAGCUGUUAACUUAAACAUGAUGAAUAGAAACCAUGUAUGAAACUUCAGAUACUACAGAUGAAAGACAGUACAGAUACACAGAACUCUUUACUCAUCUACAGGGGCCAGACUGAGAUGGUUUUCCACCUUUGUCUUGUGCUUUGACAGAUUUAAUGUUCUUAAACCUCACAAAGCUUCACACAGUAAUUACAUCAUACUGAGAAAAGUGCGCUGAAAUAUGAUGAGAUUUCAGGUUAAGUACGUUACAAGCACUUUGUUGGGACACAGAAACCCAGCCUGGGUCCUGCUCCAGCAAUAUGUCAACAAUAAUUUCUUCAGUAUGUGUCAGAGUCAAGAAAACAACAUUCAAAACAGUGUAGUAUAAUUUUUCAACAGAUAUGUGAUAGACUGAAAGAAUGAUGAGGAGUUAUAUUGAAAUUAACCCCUGACAAAUGAGCAAUGCUGCAGAUGAACAGAAUUAAGAGUAUGUUGUGUGAAAAUGAUAUAUUAUUAUUCACCAUGUGAUUUGGACAAAGCAAUAAUGAUGUAUGUUAAAGGUCACCAUAUAAAAUAGUUGUUAGUGUUUGCUGCAUGCAAUGUAUGUCAUGUGUGGAAUAAGUAUAUGUAAGUGUGAAAGAAAACAUAUCAUUUUUUUUAAUACUACAAGGAAGAGUUAAGAAAUAAUGGUGUAAAGGUAGGAUGUACUUCAGUUUAAGUAAAAAUAGAACAGAAGGGCAUGUCCUGAGGAUAUGAAACAUGUCCAGACGUGCUCUGAACAUAUUAGGAAGGAUGGUGUAAUUUGAUAAGAUGACCAAGGAUGGCCUUUAAGGUUAAACAAUGGAGUAAUAUUGCAGGUCAAUGAAAUGUUCAAAAAGCGUGGGAAACCACAGCCCAGGGAGGUAUAUAACAAGGACACAAGCCUUUGUUGACCAGAGCGGUAAACUGUCCCCGGGGAAUUUUGUUCGACAAUAAAACUCUUCCUCCUUGAGCUCAGAUUUCUCCUGAUGAUUCUUGAAGACCUAUAAGUCGUUUUGAGCAUCUGAACAAGGCUAAAGACUUUGGAUCCAAGUCACAACAGACCACUAAAGCAAAGCUAAAUCCUGACUUGAUCUCGCUCUCGCGUUAGAAACUCGUGGCCACUCCUUUCUGUUUAUUCAAAUGUCACCAUAGGGGGCUCCGCAGAGACACCACGAUUCAUUUACUUGGGGUCCCUGAGAGAAACUAUUUGUGUGCGCCAUGCUCAGUGUAAUGUGGGAGGAGUCUCUUCGUCGCUCCGAUAAAACCUCAACAGCUGCUGCAGAUUGCUGAAACUGGGCGCCAAGAUGGAUGAGAAACGUGCACGAGACACACAAGUACUUUCGUUUGGUGAAUUAACGUUUGGACCCGGCAGCUUGAUGCCAGCGGCUACACGUUAGACUUUUAUUUUCCUGUCGGUACAUUUAGAUGAGCUCAUGUUGCCAUUUCUCUAAUUCUGCUAUCGACAACUUUGCGUUAAGUUCUCGUCCGGAGAGAAGAGUCUUUAUUUAGCUGAGGGCUGCAGAAACUUCUGACCAUGGCGCACAACACGCUGAAGUGUCAGGUCUGUCUCACCAACUUUAAAAGUGUAUGUCGUUUCAAGACACAUGUGCGCUCAAAGGAACAUCGACAGAAAAUGAUAAAAGUCUUCCAGAAAGACACGUUCUUGCAACAUGGCACGUUUCCCCACAUCACUCUUUUGGAUCCACUUGCCAUCAAACAACCCAUCAUAGGCCUGUCUCUGCUGACUGCAUGUUUCAGUCUAGACAGAAAGACCAUUUUUUACCUGUGCCACGUCUGUGAAGAGAAAUGUCCAACAGACAAGAUUGCAAACCACCUCUUUUCUGGUGACCAUUACAGCAGCUACUUUAACUACACAGACCCCAACGUACUGAAAUUCGCCUGGCUGCCCAGCAUGAACAUGUGGCUGACCCAUAAGUCUCAGGUCUCGAAGGAAGUCAGGGACAAAGGGCCUGUAACAUUACAGAUGUUGAAUUUACCACAAACUCUGAUGAAGAGGCUUGAAACAAGUUUGUACUCUGAAGUGAUGGACAUUCUCAAUGAAAACGAGGCACUUCUCAAGAUGUUGAAAGCUACCAAGCCAAAGAGGACGAUGAUUCAGUCAUACCAAAAAGACAGCAACAGAAAACAUCCACUUCUUGGCAUGCAGCACCUUAUUGAGUGCAUUUGUGUCGGACCGCCUGAGAAGAGAUUCUACCUCUGCACUCUCUGCAACCUAACUUUGGCCACCCACACAGUCAUCAAACAUGUCCUGAGCUUUGACCACAUCUUUUGUUACCUUAAAGCGUGGCACCCCUCUACUUUGAUGUCAAAGCAGUGCUACAUAAACUACACUGACGUCUUCGCCUCCAUGAUGCUUGAUUUUGCAAAGCAGACAGAAGAAAUUCAUGGAACUGCAAACACUGAUAUGAAGCAAGUGAGCCUGGAGCCUGCUGAAUUCAGAUUAGUGAAUUCCUUUUGUUAUGCAAAAGCCUUGGAAAAACUGGAAUCCAUCACCAAGGAAAAUAAGGGGAGCAGCUUGAUGACAAGCAUCAAACCAGGGAACAAACUGGAGCGUCGUACUGUGUCAGCAGCAGUGUCUGUGGCAUCAUCAUAUAAACUACACUGUCAGGAGUGCAGUACCAUCUUUGAAACUGAAUCUCAGUAUAGUCAACAUUUGUCAAAGCAGAAACACAAAGAGAUGUUGAAGAAAUGUUUCAGAGAAGCUGUAAGAGCUGAUGGUUAUGACCAAACAGUGAAACCCCAUCUGGACUUAUGCACGUACCUCAGGGAGAGCAUGAAGCAAAAUAAACCAGUUAUUGGUGUGUCCCUGGUUGUGGCUUGUGUAUGCAGUGACUUUCAGUCAGAACCUGUUUAUGUGUGUUUUGCUUGUGAGGACUGUUUCCCUGAGCCCCAUCUCAGGCAACACUUCAAAUCUCACAAACAUGUCAUACGCACAUUGCUGUACCAGAAUCCCUGGCGGCUCCCUUUUGCCUGGAAGAAUCAUCUGGAUGGGAAAAUCUUGACCUCAAAUGCAUUGGAAGAGGAAAAAGAAAGAGGACCAAACCAGAUGAUGCUGAAGGUUCUUGAUAUCCCAUACAGGAUAUUUGAGGGCCUCAUCCCACCUAGUUAUCCAAAAGUGAUGGAGAGACUUGAGAAACACCACAUGCUCUUAAAGCAAGAAGUUCCAAAACGUGAAACCUACAGCAAACUCAAACAGAAUGAGAGGUUUCCUCUGCUCGGCAAAAAGUUCCUGGUCAUGCAUUCAUGUCAUCAGCACACAAAAGUGGGGUUUCUGUGUUUGCUCUGUGAGAGGAGACUGUCAGAUGGAGAAAAUGAAUCUCACGUCUUCAGUCGGGAACAUGUUGCAGCGUUUCUGGACCGUUUCCACCCGGGCUCUGUGAGUCCAAGCACUGAUGCAGAGACCUUACUGGACUUGGCAAAACAGGCAGCACGUAUUCACCCCAUAGCAAACGAACAGGUGAUAGAGUUGGACAAGCCCAUCUGGGAGCCGUGCAGCUACCACACAUUAACAUUCAUCUUGGCAUCUGCAAAAAGAAGACAUGGGGGAGGAAACCUUGAACCUGAAAUAACACCUAAAAUGAAGCUGUUCCCUAGGGAGACUCUGAAAGAAGUGGACAAGGACACUCAGAAAAACAGUGUAAUGAAGGAGGAAUCUGAGAGCAAGACCAGUCAAAAAUCUACAGACAACAAUGACAGCCUCCCAAACAAGAUUUCAGUAGAACUUGGUUCUGAAAUCAUCAAUAAAUGUGGUGCAGAAAGUGAGGAAACUGCAGGAAAAGGAGCUGAUAAGGAGAGCCCUACACCAAGCGACAAAGAAUCAGAGACGAGAAGAGAGGCGCUUUCAAAAACCAGCCCAGAUGAGAUAAAGAAUGCAGACAGUGAGAUGUGUCCGUUGACAAAGGAGGAGAAGAUGGAUGAGCUUUCAACAAAAAAACCAAGUGGGGAGACCCCAGAAAACUGCCAGGACACAGACAAAGAUGACAGAGCAGAGACUGGAAAAGAAGAGAGCAAAAGUAGCAAAGAUGUCCCAAUACAGCUGAAGAGUUGCAUGUACCAAGAAAAUGAAAGAAAGAGGCCAAACGACAUGUCUGAAAAACCUCAAGAGGGCAUUUGUUCUACUUCUGAUAAGGAUAUGGGGGGAGAAAUGCCACUCAAGAGAGCGCGGCUCACCUCCAAAGAAGACGCUUCCUGUGAAGAACCCCAAAAAAUACCAAGUGGUGGACCAGAGGGGGCGACGACCGCCGCCGAUAAGGGAGAGAGUGACAGUCAUGACACUGCAAAGGAUGAAGUGUCUUCAAAGGUGACCUACCAACAAGCAGCCCACCUAUGGCAGUAUGUCAAGGAGAAGAUCCGGGAGCCUGUGGUUGGCUUAAGUGCACUUCUUGAAUGCCACUGUGAUCAGCAUGACCCCAUCUACCUGUGUGAGUGCUGCUGUCUGAAGAUCCCAGAGAAGGAUAUCAUCAACCACGUGACUGGAUUUGACCACCAGAAGCAGUACCUGCUGGGGUUACAGAAAAUCCCACCUCUGCCUGGGAAACACCAGAGGAAGAAAAUCAGAUAUUUGGCUGUUUUGUUUGAACAAGAUAAAGGAUAUGGAGAGGCUCAGGUUGUGGAUCUGUGUGAAGAGAUGUACAGUAACAUCUUAAAACAAAACUUUAAUUCUGCCAUGCAGACAGUGAAAGCACUUUUAGCUCAGCAGGACAGUGGGUGUGAUCUCCCUUCAACCUCAGCCUCAUCUGGUGUUCGGCCUGUGCAGGUCUCAGUCACCCUUCAUGCUCAAGCUGAGGUCCAGUCUGCGAUGGACAACAUUGAGGUGGUGGAGAUUGUUAGUGAUUCAGAAGACUCUGAGGCACAGCCAUCCUCAGUGACUGCAUCCAUGUCUGUAAUGACUGAAACCACCUCCAAAACAACUGUCCCAUCCGAAUCAAAUGUAUACAUCAAAAUGACCGGAAUUAAAGUCCCUGAGUCAGGGGACAAUGCUAACACCUGUUUGGCUGUUUCGAGAAGUGGUGAAGAUGCAUUGAGUCUACAUGUGCCUGAAAGUGGGACAAACUCUCAACAUAAAAUCGCUCCAAACACAACUGUGGAACAGUCAAAAAAAGUCAUCACUUCCAAAAUAGAAGGGGCAUCACAAACUGCAGCAGCUCCAGUUUCUACUGUAACUACUUCCACCAAGCCCAUGAUAGCUGUCUCUGGAUGUACUGCCAUAUCUUCCAGUUGCACCCAGAACACCACUAAAUCAACAGCAGCUGUCUCCAAACUUACAGCCAACACAUCCAGCUGCACCACAGCAGCCACCAAGCUGAGCGAAACGGCUGACAAAAGUGUAGCAGCCACCUCCAGUGGCACUACAGGUACAACCCAACUGACUGCAGCCAACCCCAGUUCUAGUAAAACCACCACAUCUGCAGCUCCUGCCCCUAGCUGUACCACAACCACCACCAAAUGCAGAGAAACCACCUCCAAGUGUUCAGCAACCACCUCCAGUGCCACCAGAACCACCACCAAAUCAACAGCAUCUACCACUAUCCGUACUGCAGCCACCGCUAAAUAUACAGCAGCCACUUCCAAAUCGACAGCAACUACCACCACCUUCCAGUGUGACCAUAUCAAAUACAACCUUGGCCACAAAGUCUGCAGCAGUGUCCAAACCAGUAUCCACAGUGAUGCACAGAGACCCCCGUAGAGCUACGCCUCUUCAACCGGUCAAGUCUCAAACCAUUGCGACAAAUGCAACCACUGUUACAAUGGCUAACACGUCUGUUAGAUGUGACAACAGUGAAGUCUCUGCCAAGACUGACCAUACGAAGAAUACAGUGAGGGC
Lates calcarifer (barramundi perch) is the source of this 6228-nucleotide messenger RNA. RefSeq lists its product as uncharacterized. The transcript is spliced from 35 exons. The record is from RefSeq and is a predicted model, not a curated record. The coding region runs from base 1918 to 6090 and encodes 1390 amino acids. NCBI's taxonomy places the organism in Eukaryota, Metazoa, Chordata, Actinopteri, Centropomidae.